AUGCGCUUACUGUGGGGAUUCAAGAUCGCGCACAGUCCCAAUGCAAAAUUGCCUCUAGACCCACGCAACUUCGCUGGGGAGAUGCCUGGUAACCCAGGCGAGCAAAUGCCAGUCACUGUAGUGGUCCGUGAUGGAAAGACACGCAGUAUCAUCAAUCAAGCAUUCAAAGAAGCAGUUGCGAGUCGUGUCCAGCUGGAACCGCUUGCCUGA
Messenger RNA from Aureobasidium musti, 210 nucleotides. Lineage: Eukaryota; Fungi; Ascomycota; Dothideomycetes; Dothideales; Saccotheciaceae. The record is from the annotation of a GenBank genome assembly.